GCAAGUUGAGUUACAAGCAUUUAUUUAUAUGUGUAAAUAGUUUUAGGCGUUUAGUGAGACGUAGUGAGGACUAUUCGCUGUAUUUCUGUAAAGAGGCUGGUGGUUUGAUCAGAGGGUCCCUGGUGCAAUAGAAGCCCCUCUAGGGUGCUAUUUCGCAAUCUCAGCCGCUCGCUAUUGGUCAGUAUGUGAUCAUAUGCCUCUAUUUCCUUCUGUCCCUCACUGGCACCCGGCCAUCCCCCUUCAGCUAAAACCCAAUCUCCGAUAAACUACUAAUAGCUAAACCACUUGGACUAUAAAACACAACAAAUCAUAAAGCCAGGAAAGACUACAGCCUCCUCCCAAUGAGUUCCUAUUUUGUCAACUCCACUUUCCCGGUAACUCUGCCUGGUGGGCAGGAACCCUUCCUAGGACAGAUCCCGUUAUACUCCUCAAGCUAUGCGGAUCCUUUAAGACACUAUUCUGCUGGCUAUGGGGCCUCUGGAGUCCAAGAAAAGGGAUAUGCUUCAUCCUCUUAUUAUCAGGCUAAUGGAACAUACAGUCGGACAGGCGCUUGUGACUAUGGCGCAGCUGGAUUUUAUAGGGACAAGGAAGCUUCCUGUGCUAUGUCCUCCCUGGAUGAACAGCCUCAGUUCACCCAUGAGCAACGCAAACCGGACUGUGCGCACAGCAAACUGCUCUAUGAAGACCAGGACGACGCAAAAUGCUCCACACCAGUCUACCCCUGGAUGCAGAGAAUGAACUCCUGUAACGGUUCAGUUUUUGGGCCCAGUGGAAGAAGAGGACGACAGACCUACACCAGAUACCAGACUCUAGAGCUGGAAAAAGAGUUUCACUUCAACCGCUACCUGACCAGGAGGCGCAGGAUCGAGAUAGCCCACUCCUUGUGCCUGACUGAGCGACAGAUCAAGAUCUGGUUCCAGAACAGAAGAAUGAAAUGGAAAAAGGAGAGCAAAUUACUCAACUCUUCCCUACCGAGUGCAGGAGAAGACGAGAAAACCGCAGAGUGAUCAUAGACAGCACUAUUAAAUUCACCACAAUCCUUGUACCUUGAAUAAAUUAUUGUUGCACACAGGACUAGUAAAGAACAAAAGAUAGUGACAGAUUAUCUGUAUUAUUAUUACUACCUAUAUGUCUGACUGUCGUCAGCCUGCAGUACUGGAAUACUAUAUAUAUAGUAAGUGACCCACAAUGCACGAUUGCAUAUUUUCUUGUCUAUUGUAUUUCAAUGUUUAUUGAAAAGUACAAAUACUACCUAGAACCUAAUUGUGAAAUGUUAUAUUUUUAUUAAGUUGUUUUUGUUAUUUUCCACUGUGUUUGUGUGUAUUUUUUUUUAAAUUCUAUAUAUUUGUAGUUCGUAUGGAGAUGGGACUAGUGACAGGACAUGACAGUUCUAAGAACCUCUCUCCUGGCUAAUAAUAGUGAGUGGAUGUAAGUAUCCCUUGCUUGAGAAUAUGCAUCUGACAUGUCCAAAAUCGUAGUUCUAGUAGAAGCACAACUAGUUUUAUGUCUGUUUUUUGUAGCACAGCGCCCAUGGGAAUUCAGACUGACCAAAACAUCCGUUCUCGUCAAACACUGGCUUUGUCCCUGCACUUUCCCCCAUACUAAAAUGAGAGGUACAGCAAUGGAAGUCAGAAAAUGACUGUAUCAGCUCAGCGUCUGAACAACCCCUAAUCUAAUUUUCUCCUGCUCUAAACAUGCAGCUUGUCUGGGAUAUUUUAUUAAAUGUUGUUGACAAUGAAUACUUGUGGUUAUUUUCUCUGUAUAUUUAUCAUCAUGGAUUAACAUAUCAUAUGUCUGUUGGGAUUAAAAUAUCGCGUUUCUAUA
Molecule: messenger RNA, 1824 nt
Organism: Nanorana parkeri
Lineage: Eukaryota; Metazoa; Chordata; Amphibia; Anura; Dicroglossidae
Gene: HOXB6
Product: homeobox B6
Exons: 2
Coding region: 342-1007 (221 amino acids)
Biological process (GO): regulation of transcription by RNA polymerase II; anterior/posterior pattern specification
Cellular component (GO): nucleus
Molecular function (GO): DNA-binding transcription factor activity, RNA polymerase II-specific; RNA polymerase II cis-regulatory region sequence-specific DNA binding
Source: RefSeq, a predicted model, not a curated record